AUGGCUGUUAAAAAUAAUUCCCAGAUUUACUCGGAAAAAUUCAAAGAAAUACGUAGCAAAGUCAAUUCAGAACUAACUAAAGCUAAAACAGCAUUUUUCUGUAACAAAUUUGGGAGGUUCCUGACGCUGAGGACAAGGUUCCUGACGCUGAGGACAAGGUUCUUGACGCUGAGGACAAGGUUUCUAAUGCUGAGAACAAGGUUCCAGACGCUGAGGACAAGGUUCCUGACGGCUGAGAACAAGGUUCCAGACGCUGAGGACAAGGUUCCUGACGCUGAGGACAAGGAUGACGCUGAGGACAAGGUUCUUGACGCUGAGGACAAGGUUUCUAACGCUGAGGACAAGGUUCCUGACGCUGAGGACAAGGUUCCUGACGCUGAGGACAAGGUUCCUUGACGCUGAGGACAAGGUUCUUGACGCUGAGAACAAGGUUUCUAACGCUGAGGAAAAGUUUCUGACGCUGAGGACAAGGCUCCUGACGCUGAGGAGAAGGUUCCUAACGCGAGGACAAGGUUCCAGACGGUGAGGAGAAGGUUCCUGACGCUGAGGACAAGGUUCCUGACGCUGAGGACAAGGUUCUUGACGCUGAGGACAAGGUUUCUAAUGCUGAGAACAAGGUUCCAGACGCUGAGGACAAGGUUCCUGACGCUGAGGACAAGGUUCCUGACGCUGAGGACAAGGUUCUUGACGCUGAGGACAAGGCUCUUGACGCUGAGGAGAAGGUUCCUGACGCUGAGGAGAAGGUUCCUAACGCGAGGACAAGGUUCCAGACGCUGAGGACAAGGUUCCUGACGCUGAGGACAAGGUUCCUGACGCUGAGGACAAGGUUCUUGACGCUGAGGACAAGGUUUCUAAUGCUGAGAACAAGGUUCCAGACGCUGAGGACAAGGUUCCUGACGCUGAGGACAAGGUUCCUGACGCUGAGGACAAGGUUCCUGACGCUGAGGACAAGGUUUUUGACGCUGAGGACAAGGUUUCUAAUGCUGAGGACAAGGUUCCUGACGCUGAGGACAAGGUUCCUGACGCUGAGGACAAGGUUCCUGACGCUCAGCACAAGGUUCUUGACGCUGAGGACAAGGUUGCUGACGCGAGGACAAGGUUCCUGACGCAGAGGACAAGGUUGCUGACGCGAGAACAUGGUUCCUGACGCUAAGGACAAGGUUCCUGACGCUGAGGACAAGGUUCCUGACGCUGAGGACAAGGUGACAAGGUUCGAGAACAUGGUUCCUGACGCUAAGGACAAGGUUCCUGACGCUGAGGACAAGGUUCCUGACGCUGAGGACAAGGUACUCACUAAAUCUCGGCAAAAGACAAGAUAUGUUCGUAAUUUCAAAAGAUUCAAUGCCAAUAACUUUCUUAAUGAUCUUUCCCAGAUGCCCUGGGAAAAUGUGGCGCUUUAUGAUAACCCCUGACGCUCAGCACAAGGUUCUUGACGCUGAGGACAAGGUUGCUGACGCGAGGACAAGGUUCCUGGCGCAAAGACAAGGUUGCUGACGCGAGAACAUGGUUCCUGACGCUAAGGACAAGGUUCCUGACGCUGAGGACAAGGUGUCACUAAAUCUCGGCAAAAGACAAGAUAUGUUCGUAAUUUCAAAAGAUUCAAUGCCAAUAACUUUCUUAAUGAUCUUUCCCAGAUGCCCUGGGAAAAUGUGGCGCUUUAUGAUAACCCAAAUGUUUGUUGGCGGGUAUGGAGAUCCCUUUUCCUACACGUCCUUUAUUGGCAUGCGCCCCUAAGACUGAUGAGACUUAGAGGAAAUUCUAUUCCUUGGAUUUCCCCUGAUAUCAAAAAUCUGAUGGGGGUUAGGGACUCUUACAAGAAAAUGGCUGUUAAAAAUAAUUCCCAGAUUCACUGGGAAAAAUUCAAAGAAAUACGUAACAAAGUCAAUUCAGAACUAAAGCUAAAACAGUAUUUUUCUGUAACAAAUUUGAGAACUGCGCACAAUCGAAAGAUAUGAAACAUAGUUGGAAGUUAAUUAAUAUUCUCUUAGUUAAAAACAAAAAAUCAAAUAAUAUCUCUCAACUUAAAUGUGAUGAUGUUGUGAUUUUAGAUGAUACUUUGAAAGCUGAGGCGUUUAAUGACUUCUUUGUUAACAUCGGGGUAAAUUUGGCUAAUGAAAUUGAGAACGAUUCUCCAUGUACGAACUUUUCAGAUGAUGAAAAUUACCACUCUAUAUAG
This is a messenger RNA of Paramuricea clavata, 2176 nucleotides long. Lineage: Eukaryota; Metazoa; Cnidaria; Anthozoa; Malacalcyonacea; Plexauridae. The record is from the annotation of a GenBank genome assembly.